GCGCUCGAGGAGAAGCGCGCGACCACAGGCUGCAGUAGGCUAGGCGCAGACUACACAACACGGCAUAGCACUUCAGUCCCGUGCAACCGGACGCCUCGUAGAUUCAUCACAGGAAUCGCUUUACUGGACACCUGAGCUGUGGACGUCUGGUUGAAACGGGAGAAUCCGCUAACUAAAACACUCCUCCUAAGCAGUCUUACCGGCAAGCUGCGGAUACUGCCUUAUGUUUGAAUGCUCACACUGAGUGUUGAUCGCAAGGCCUGGUUGCUUUGACCUGGAGGGAAAGGAUUUGCAUGUAACACACCCUGAUAUGGACAGGAACAGGAAGUGCAUCUGUGAAGGAGCGAUGAUGAUGAUGAUGCUGCUGCUGGGUCACAUGACCACUGCAUUAGAAGUGCCUCUUGACCCUAAAGUUCUGGAGGGAUUACCCCAGCCUCCCACAAUAACUCAUCAGUCCCCCAAGGAUUACAUCAUCGACCCUCGGGAAAACAUCAUUAUCCACUGUGAGGCCAAAGGAAAGCCUCAACCCAGCUUUUUAUGGACGCGUAACGGCACUCACUUCGAUGUGGAGAAAGAUUCGAAAGUGACCAUGAAGCCCAACUCGGGCACUUUGGUGAUCGAGAUCAACGGAGAGAAGGUGGAAGCGUACGAGGGCGUUUACCAGUGCAUCGCCCGCAACGUGCACGGCUCGGCUGUGUCCAAUAACAUCGUCAUCCGGCAAUCAAGGUCCCCCUUGUGGUCGAAAGAGAAAAAUGAUCCAAUCACAGUGCAGAAGGGCAUGUCUCUAGUACUGCAAUGCAGACCACCGGCUGGACUGCCUCCUCCGAUCAUCUUCUGGAUGGAUAACAAUUUCCAAAGGCUUCCCCAAAAUAGCCGCGUGUCGCAGGCUUUAAAUGGAGACCUGUACUUUUCAAACGUGAUCAUGGAUGACACCAGAAGUGACUACAUCUGCUACGCCCGCUUCCCUCACACCCAGACCAUACAACAGAAGCAGCCAAUCACAGUCCAUGUGCUGGACAUUGAAGCUAUGAAUGACACUGUGUUGGCAGCUUUUUUGAAUGGCUCAGAUUUUUGGGGUGACAGUCCAUCUGGGGAGAGAGCACCCACUUUUAUGCACCCACCGGGAACACGCAGUACCACCAUAGUCUUGAAAGGAGACACACUGGAGCUGGAAUGCAUCGCGGAUGCCCUCCCAACCCCAGAUAUCUCUUGGAGUAAAGUGAACGGAGAGCUGCCCAGAGGCCGCAUUUCAUUGCACAGUUUCCAGAAAACCUUGAAGAUAACGGAGAUGACAGAAGCAGACGCUGGAGAUUACCGGUGUUUCGCAAAGAACCGCCUGGGGAGCAACCAACACAUCAUCACUGUCAUUGUCAAAGCGGCACCCUUUUGGAUCAGCGCCCCUCAGAACCUCAUCCUGGCCCCUAAAGAAACAGGGAUGCUCACAUGCCGGGCCGAUGGCAACCCUAAGCCCAAGGUCACCUGGUUUGUCAACGGUGUGGCCAUCGAGAAUUCACCCGUGGAUCCCAGUCGGAAAAUCGAAGGUGAUGUCAUCAUCCUUAGCGAUGUGCAGACUGGCUCCAGUGCAGUUUACCAGUGUAAUGCUUCCAAUGAGUACGGAUACCUGCUGGCCAAUGCAUUCGCCAGUGUCCUGACUGAACCUCCAAGGAUCCUGACUCCUGCAAACCAUGUGUAUGCAGUCAUUACAAAUAGCAGGGCUCUGCUGGACUGUGCUGCAUUUGGAUCACCUCUUCCGAAGAUCACGUGGUUUAAAGACGGACAAAGCAUACUGGAUGGCGACUUGUACAUCAUACAUAAGAAUGGCACAUUGGAGAUUAACGUGGCUCAGCAACUAAACGGUGGCAAAUACACCUGCAUAGCCUCUAACAAUCUUGGCAACAAAGAAAAUUAUGUGCAUUUGGAAGUGAAAGAACCUACACGGAUCCUAAAGCUGCCAGAAUACAAAGUGGUCCAAAGGAACGGCAUCGCAGUGUUUGAGUGUAAGGUAAAACACGACCCUACGCUCAUCCCUUCCAUGAUAUGGCUCAAAGACGACGGAGAGCUACCGGAUGACCCACGAUUCGAGCUAGGCUCUGAUAGUUUGACUAUACACGAAGUGACGGAGGAUGACGAGGGCACAUACACCUGUAUCAGAAACACCACCCUGGACCAAGAUUCAGCAAGCGCCACGCUCACUGUAGUUGAAGCCACACCAACGCCACCUGUAAUACUGGAGCAACCAGACCCUCCUACAGACUUGGAGCUGACGGACCAACGAGAGCGUAGCGUACGGCUGACAUGGACCCCUGGAAAUGAUCAUAACAGCCUCAUUAAAUUGUUCCUCAUUCAAUAUGAAGAUUCGCUCCAUGAGCCAGGAGUUUGGGUCAAUAUGACCGAGGUCCCUGGAACCACCACCACGGCCCAUCUCGACCUGUCUCCACAUGUAUAUUACUCAUUCAGAGUACUGGCACUGAAUGAUGUGGGUCUAAGUGAACCCAGCAACCCAUCCGGACAGUACCGAACCAAUCCCGCCAAGCCUGACAUGAAUCCAUCCGAUGUUGAGGUUAUUGGCACUUCAAAGGAUAGUAUGACUGUAACUUGGAAGGAACUGACAGGAUCGGAGUCGAACGGUCCGGGUCUACAGUACAAGGUCAGCUGGAGAAAAAAAGAUGUGGAGCAGCGCUGGACGUCACUCACUCUGGCCAACGUCUCGCAGUAUGUGGUGACGGGAACGCCCACUUUCGAACCCUAUGAGGUCACGGUACAAGCGAUCAAUGACUAUGGACCAGGGCCAAGACCAGAGGUAGUGCUGGGAUACUCUGGAGAGGACUCACCUACUGUUGCACCAGAGAAUGUGCAAGUUUCGGUUCAUAAUGGGACACUGGCUGAAGUCCAUUGGGAUGCCGUUCCUCUUUCAACAGUCCGUGGUCGACUAAAGGGAUACAAGGUGAGCUACUCGAAGCGGAGAAGUCUCCAUAGGCAAGAUAUCGAGCCUGAGGAGCCACAGGUGAUCAUCUUCAGUGGAAAUGAGACAGUGGGUCGUCUGUCCGACCUCCAUCCCUACAGCGAAUACACUCUUAACAUUAAAGUCUUCAAUGGUUACGGAGACGGACCCACCAGCUCCGAUCAGCAAUUCGAAACUCCAGAAGGAGUGCCCGGACCUCCUACCGAAUUAAAAAUCAGAAAUCGGGACCUGGACUCAUUGAUAGUGGAGUGGGCACCGCCUCUGAAAGACAACGGUCAUCUCACUGGAUACCUGCUCAGAUAUCAGCCUAUCAAUGCAACAGAUGAACUUGGGCCGCUAAAAGAGCUUCCUCUGCCAGCAAAUGAGACCAGCGCAACUCUCGACAACCUCAAGUACAGCACACGCUACAAGAUCUACUUGAAUGCCAUGACGGUCAAGGGCUCGGGACCCACCGUUACUGAAGAGGCUGUUACUGUUAUGGAUGAAGCAUUAAUUCGACAUCCCGCAGUAGAGGCGGGUAAAGGCUCAACCCCCCUUCCACCUCAACCAACACCCCCUGUCACUCAAUCUUUGCAGUCUCCGUUCCACAAGGCGCCCCCUUCAGGUCGGAUGUUUGGGUUCGUGAACUCCUCGGUGGAGGAGGACCAUGCCGUGAUAAGCUGGGAAUACUUGGGGCCAGAUAGGAAUGUUUAUGUGGAAUAUGUUGUUGAUAACAGUAAAGAACCUUGGAAAACCGAAUUUGUUAAUGGCACUCGGACGUAUCAGAUUAAAGGUCUAAAGCCCGGGAUUUCCUAUAGGGUUCGUGUGGUAGCCAAAGACCAUUCGGACGCAACGGUCCACAGUACAGAAGAGAUGUUGAUUACAGUUCCAGCUAUGAGCAGCAAGCAGGUUGAUAUAGCGACACAGGGCUGGUUCAUCGGACUCAUGUGUGCCAUCGCUUUACUGAUCCUGGUGCUACUCAUCGUUUGCUUCAUUAAGAGGAACAAAGGAGGCAAAUAUCCAGUAAAAGAGAAAGAAGACGCACACCAAGACCCAGAGAUCCAACCAAUGAAAGAGGAUGAUGGGACAUUUGGUGAAUACAGUGACACGGAGGACCACAAGCCCCUGAAGGGCAGCCGGACCCCGUCCAACGGCACGGUGAAGAAGGACGACAGCGACGACAGCCUGGUGGAUUACGGCGAGGGCGGCGACGGCCAGUUCAACGAGGACGGCUCCUUCAUCGGCCAGUACAGCGGCAAGAAGGAAAAAGACACGGCGGAGGGCAACGAGAGCUCGGAGGCUCCCUCGCCGGUCAACGCCAUGAACUCUUUUGUGUAACGACCUAUAACCUUUGACCCACACCACGCCCUCAUCGUCACACCAUCGUAUGGAGAACAGGCUAUCUCUGCUGCACUGUGACCCCACGACAUCACAGCGAAAGAAUCCCAAACGACACUCCUCAUAAGAAUGUCAAACAGUUAAAGUAGCAGUGAGGGAUGUAGGAGACGAAUGCAGUAUACGGUAUAUAUGUAAGAGGACUUCUGGACCACAGGACCUUGAUCGGUCAAAAUGAAGGUCACGUGACAUUUAGAUGAAAUUGCUUGUAUAAUUUCGGCAAGUAUGCACUAGAAAGUUUCGGGACACUUAAGCUACACUUAAAAAUAUAGAAAUAUCUUUGCAUUAAAUAAAAUAUCAAAGUAUAGUUUCAUGCAAAGUAUUUCACAAAAUUUUGUUAAAGUCCCCAUGAAUAGGGUGAAUUUAUUAACCGAUAUUAACUGAGUGAAAUGGAAUACCACAUAUGGCAAAUUGUGGGCGUGGCUUGUGCUUCAUACUGUUAAUUGAUUGGAUAUAGAAAAGUGGGCAUUUCAUUGAAAAUAUGGAAUUCGCACCAGACUGAUUCGUCGCUCCUAAAUCUGCUUCCUCUAAAAACAAGUGAAUAACCGUCUUCUCACUAAAUGACGAAAGACGGAUGAUGUGAACUCCACUGCUUUACUCUCAUUGGUAGUCACUCCCGAAAGUUGCUCGUCAUUUGCAUAAAGUUGAGCUGUUCUUAACUUUGUCGCGUAGCUGGACACGCCCACUUCCUGUGCCAAAAAUCUUGGGAAGUCGGCAAGCUUUCACUACGCCAUUGCAUUAUGCACGCAGCAGUUGCAGGGGGCAGGGUUAACAAAUGCUCCGCCCACUCCGUCAAACUGACGUCAUCAGUUUAUGAGCGCACAAGAAUAAUAAAAAAUAAUGACCUGCCCGGAUAAAUUGUUGAUAAUGAACAUUGCAAAUUUCCAUAAAAAAAUAAGAAUAGUCAGUUUUUGAUUUCAUGGGGACUUUAAUGCCUAGUCCAUAUGGACACGGGUAUUUUUAUGACCGUGAUUUUUUUACGCGGUUCAGCCACACGAAAACGCAGUAUCACGGCACUGAAACAUUUUUGAAAACCCCUGCCAGGGUGAGGAUUUUAAGAAAUGGCGGUUGCAGUGUUUUCAUGUAGACAGUACAACUGGGGUUUUUGCCUUGCGAUGUCACUUUUGUUAGGCUUCUGAUUGGCCACGAUUUGAGUUAUAUCGCCACCUGCUGGUGUGGAAUGACAAUGUCUUGACAGUGCUUGAAAGCAUGUUUUUGCUUUUUCAUGAGGAUGGAGAUUUCUUUUAAACCGAGCAUGUGUAGAUGGUAUUUUUUUUGGAGGGAAAACUCUGGUUAUAAAAAAUACCCGUGUUCGUGUGGACUAGGCCUAAGUUGGUAUUUGGACAAUGGUUGCCAAAUGUUAACGUAACACUUUGACACUGAAAAAAAUUAUUCAUGCAAUUAACUCAAUUUUUAAGGUAAGUGGUUUCAAUCAAUUUAUUUAAUCUACAUUGAAACAAAAAAAUUAUAAAUAAGUAAAAAACUUUAUUUAUAUGUAGCUUAAAUAAAUUGAUUGCAACCACUUACCUUAAAAAAGUAGUAAAUUGAAUGAAUCAUUUUUUUCAGUGUAUAGUUAAUGUGAUGAACUCCAUCUGUGGUUACUUUGCUAGGACAUUUCUGUGAAAUAAAACGACUAUAAAUUUAGGUAAAACUUGGCUAAGACAAACCUCUAGCUUUGAUAUUUUGUCAUAUAAUGCAAAAGCAUUCCUACACUCAAUAAAAUGCUGUUUUUUAAACCUAGUGUUGAGUCAGAAAGAGACGAAUCCAACUCUAUGCUGGGUUGUUUUAACCCAUUGUUGGGUCAAAUGUAUACAUUUUCUUGUUUGAUUUAACCCAACACCUGAGUUUGUCCCUUUUAAACCCAGAUUUUUAAGUGUGGAUUAGAUGUCCAAAUACGCUUUGGGAACUACUGUAUAGCAAACUGUGUAUCUAUGAAUAUAUAUAAAUUGCACCAUGGACUUGCAUAGACUGGAUUAAUACACCUUCAGUGAAUGGACCUGAGCUAGCCUUGUGGAGACCGUGAACCUCGUCUGACUGUGCUCACCCGCUUCACAGCUACAGUAAUGCCUGUACUGUUGUCAGUGUUCAAAUCCGUAUUAUACACAUUAAGGGCACCAAUGUCUUUGUGACGUUUGUGACUACCUUUACAAGCUGUACUAUUUAUCAGAGUAAAUCACGGUAAAAAUGGGAAUCAGGGAUGUGGGCUAGCAUGUUUUGACACACAGAAACUCUCACACACAAAUAUUUGCUGUAUUUAUUUUUUAUUUUAUGCCCCCUUUUUUCCUUUGAAAAGGUUAUAUGUUAAGAAGACUUUAUGGCUUCAUUCACUGUUAUUCGAAAGCCCCCAGUCAACCAUGUACGUAGCAUGCACCCUCUGGUCAUCCAAGCCCUCGGUGGGCACGAACAUCUCCGAAGUCCUCUGUGGGGUCUCACAGUAUGGGAUGCAUCGAAAGCCUCAGCACGGUUCUUUAGUGCCUUGGUAGAAAUGAUCAUCAACAAAUUCCCUUCGCUUUAAUUCGACGAGGAAAUGAUGUCACCUCUUUGUAUGGGAACCCAGCCACCACCACAGAACUGCAGAUUGAUACUGUACAGACUGCUCAAAAUACUGCCACUGUUUCCAUUCAUUGGCACUUUGGAAAGCUCAUGGCCUGCGGAAAUACACAUCUUCGCACAUGUACCCAUCAUGUUCUUGCAUGUUAAGCUGUAAAUCAGGGCUUCAUGAAACACAGUGGUGCUGUCAUCGAAUAUGGCUGGAGUGUGUUGUAUGUAUGCAUUUUAUGCAGGCAAUGUGUGUGCAUGUGUGUCUGAAUAUGUGUGUGUCCACUGUAUAUACUUUAGAUUGAUUUAGCUUUGUCAUAACUUGCAUCAAGUUUUACUUUGCUUUUUAAUGUAUAGAUAUUACAUUGAUUUGGGUUUAAGAUGUGUGGACGAGCCAGGAGUUGAGAUACACCUCGCGGCCCGGUACCUACCCAAGACUAUCCCAGCAGUCUGUGCACACAAAAGCACUUGCAAAGUGACAACUAUCCCUGUUCUUAAAUCCAAAAACUGGAACUCAAUAAAGUGCGAAAAGGCCAAGUCUUUCACACACAGUGUACCGCCUGAUCUCAGAUACACUUCAGCUGUUAUUCUUUCACUGGCUCUGUUGUUUUAUUUUCUAUAUGGCCAGGCGUUUCUGCAUUUUUUGGUUCACAAACCUUUUUUGUAGGAAAAUUUAGAAGGGGAAUCAAAGAAACGGACACAUUCCCAAAGAUGAAGGGCAGAUUACGCCCAUACAUGGGUACAUGGGUGGGUGCGCAAUCUGUUGAUGUGUUCGUGUCAGAGGGGGCGACGAAGACUGAAAAGUAGUGUGUGAAAUAAUAUUCUGGUUAAUGUUAAAGUUACAUGAAAAUAAAGCAUGAAAGGCUGUGAAAUGGUUUACUCUAUAAUAUAAUCACAAAAAUAUUUUGUAUAUAAAAGAAUUAAAAAUAAAUGUUGGUUUCCGGAUUUCA
This is a messenger RNA of Paramisgurnus dabryanus, 7824 nucleotides long. RefSeq names its product neuronal cell adhesion molecule a (gene nrcama). Gene Ontology annotation, biological process: cell-cell adhesion; axon guidance; brain development. Gene Ontology annotation, cellular component: axon; plasma membrane. Gene Ontology annotation, molecular function: cell-cell adhesion mediator activity. Lineage: Eukaryota; Metazoa; Chordata; Actinopteri; Cypriniformes; Cobitidae. The record is from RefSeq and is a predicted model, not a curated record.